Messenger RNA from Staurois parvus, 707 nucleotides. The record is from the annotation of a GenBank genome assembly. NCBI's taxonomy places the organism in Eukaryota, Metazoa, Chordata, Amphibia, Anura, Ranidae.
CAAAUGUAAUGUCUCUGUCUCUCACAGUCACUAAGACUGAAGUGGAAUGUCUCAUUCGACUUUACAACACAAUAGUGGGCCGGCCGAUAGAUCCGAACACCAGAGGAGGAAUGGACCGGAACACCUUCAGGAAUAUCCUACACAACACGUUCACCAUGACGGAUGACAUGAUUAUGGACAGGGUGUUCCGCGCGUUCGAUAAAGACAACGACAGUUACAUCAGUGUGGCAGAAUGGAUCGAAGGAUUAUCUGUGUUCCUACGGGGGACAUUGGAUGAAAAAAUAAAAUAUUGUUUUGAAGUAUAUGAUCUGAACAGUGAUGGGUACAUCUCUAGGGAAGAGAUGUUCCACAUGUUGAAGAACAGUCUUCUCAAGCAGCCUACAGAGGAAGAUCCAGAUGAGGGUAUAAAGGACCUGGUGGAGAUAACCCUCAAGAAGAUGGAUCAUGAUCACGAUAGCAAACUGUCUUACGCAGAUUUUGAAAAAGCUGUCCGAGAGGAGAACCUGCUUCUGGAAGCCUUUGGGACGUGUCUCCCUGAUAGCAAGGUGAGAUCCAGGAACUGUAUUUUCACAGGAAUAGUUUUAAAUAUCGAUGGGUACACGGGCCGAAAAUUGGUUUCCAGCCCAUGUGUACAGCUGUCUGUUGUACAGAAGCAGGUCGUACAACCAGCAUCUGACAAACGGGCAUGCUGGAAAACCAACAUCUGA